AUGGAUUUGGAACCGGGUGCAAUCAAGGCUUUUAUGGAAAGUGGAGAUUUGUGCACCCAACCGAUCUAUCCGGUUGGACCGCUCAUAAGAACCGGUUCUGGAGAUGAGGGUGAUCCAAAUGAAUGUCUUAGGAACACCAUUCUGUUGAUUUACGAAACCAAACGCACCCUUAAGUGGUUGGAUGAUCAACCAGCUGGGUCUGUUGUGUUUGUUUCAUUUGGGAGUGGAGGAGUUUUGUCACCAGAGCAGCUGAAUGAAUUGGCCUUUGGAUUGGAACAAAGUGAGCAAAGAUUUUUAUGGGUUAUUAGAAGCCCAACUCGUAAAUCUGUGCAUGCCAACUUCUUUAAUUCCCAAAGCAUUGAGGAUCCAUUUUCGUACCUACCACAAGGGUUCUUGGAGAGGACCAAAGGAAGAGGAGUUGUGGUGCCCUCAUGGGCUCCUCAGAUCCAAGUUCUAAACCAUGGUUCGACUGGAGGGUUUUUGACUCAUUGUCAGUGGAACUCAACUUUGGAGAGCAUUGUCCAUGGUAUGCCUUUGAUUGCUUGGCCACUCUUUGCAGAGCAAAGGAUGAAUGCAGUGAUGCUAGUGGAGGACAUGAAGGUGGCAUUAAGGCCCAAAGAGAGAGAAGAUGGAAUUAUUGGGCAAGAAGAGAUUGCAAAGGUGGUGAGGAGUCUAAUGGAAGGAGAAGAAGGGCAGAGUGUAAGAAGUAGGAUGAGGGAGCUAAAGGAUACAGCAGCCAGGGUGUUAAGUGAAGAAGGGUCUUCAACACAGUCACUCUCCGAGGUAGCACAGAAAUGGAGGACCCAUUAACCAU
Molecule: messenger RNA, 814 nt
Organism: Telopea speciosissima
Lineage: Eukaryota; Viridiplantae; Streptophyta; Magnoliopsida; Proteales; Proteaceae
Product: hydroquinone glucosyltransferase-like
Exons: 2
Coding region: 1-810 (269 amino acids)
Molecular function (GO): UDP-glycosyltransferase activity
Source: RefSeq, a predicted model, not a curated record